Cuscuta europaea is the source of this 5583-nucleotide messenger RNA. Lineage: Eukaryota; Viridiplantae; Streptophyta; Magnoliopsida; Solanales; Convolvulaceae. The record is from the annotation of a GenBank genome assembly.
GUUACUUCCCUUAGCGUGAAUCGGCCUAAAACUGAAAGUAACGAACUGCGUGCUGAGAAGACGGGCCAACACCGGGCCACCACCCGCCGCCGCAGCCGCCGCAGCCGCCGUUCUCUCUUAUUCUCAGGACUUGAGGUGGGCUUCAAUUUUACUUUUGGGAGCUUUGUAACUGGCCCACCGCCACUGACGAUAUUGCAACUGCGUGCUCGCACUAACCGUAUUGAGAGGAUUUACAGAAAAUUAUCAAGAAAUAUCAAGAACAAGAACUGUAAACUUUAUUGAUGAAGAAGAGUUCCGGCCGAAGCCCCCAAAAGAAAGAGACGAUUAAUCUCUAACUUUCCCAGUCCAGACUACAAUAGUCAAAACAGCCUGCCUCCCCUUCCCAGACUAAUUCUAUUUAUAGACUUCCCAUACAGCCUACUCUAGUUAUUAUUUAAUAACCGAAAUAUAACUACAACUAACUCUUCUAUUUAUUAGUCUAAUAGGUAGAUCUCUAUCAAUACUCCCCUCCUAAACAUCCACCUUGCCCUCAAGGUGGGUGAUAGAACACAGCCAAGAUCCUUUGUUUCCUCUUCAUCCUUAUGCCUCUCCCUUCCCAAUACUUGAAUGCUUGCUGGGCGUUUAGCUUCGUUUCUUCCAUCUUCUUCCAUAUGUACUUCACGGCAGUAAUACACAGAUGCAAGGAUAUGGUGACAUAAUGAUCCUUAAGUUUGUAAAGGAUAUAAUAUCCCAAAGAUGCCUGGCAGCUUACAAACCCCACAACCAGUUCAGAAACUUCAGAUCCUGAUGUCAUGUACUGCCGGAUGUCUACAGGGGCACCAGCACCACUUGGAGAAAGGAAAACUUGAGUGUUGGUUCCCUUUUUUAGGUGUAAUCUUGUUUCCUCUCUUUGCUUCCCUGACUGAGUUUGCAUCCAACUUUAUUAGCCCGAGUGAUGAGAAGGAAGCUAUAACCAUUCUUCCCAUCAAAUAGGGUUCCCAUUCUAUAUUUCCAACAGUUUCUCCUAGCUUGAUUUGCAUUGAAAAAAUACUAGUAAAACAGUUCACUUGGGCCUAAUGGACUGUUAGGAAUUGGGCCUAAUAAACAUAUAGUAAUAAUAAGUGUAUUAGCUAGUAUAAAUAGACUAUACUGGGGAGAAGUCGGGAGGCUGUUUAGACAUUUGACUCUGGGACUUGGGAGAUCGAGACUUAUUCUCGUUCUUUGGGAGCUUCGGCUUUUGGGGGCUUCGGCCAUUUCUUGUUCAUCAUCAAUAAAAUUUGUAGUUGCUUUCUUGUUGAAUUUCUGUGAAUAGUGGUAGAAUUGCAGAGUCCUAUCAUGGAGCCUAAGACCAUUUGGUAAGGUUUUGGCAUUACCCUAUGCUGCCACAUACUAAGCUUACCUCUCAAUGUAGCAAUUCUACUCAUCAAGUAGGUUCUUAUCCACUCACACAUGGUUACAAUUGGUUUGUCUCUAGCAACCAAGAUAGUAUAGAAGGACCGGCGAACGGGAGCAAUUUUGUUACGGGGUUUGAAUAGAGGAGACGUCUACAGUUUGCCAGAUGUGCCCCCUCCACCAUCUCCAUAUGUUCACGUCACACAAAAAAUUUCCCUUAAUAAUUGGCAUUGUCGCUUAGGACAUCCCGCCCUCCCUAUCACAAAAAAAAUUCUCUCGUCCUUAGAAUGCAGCUGAUUCUUUUGUAUAUGUAUUUUGCAAAAAUAUAUUCUUGGCAACAUAAAAAAUAGGGUUUGAUUUCUGUCUUUGAAGAACUAUAUGAUAGUUUGGAGCAUAGGCUAUGUUUAAGGCACCUUUAUGCUAAUUUUAAGAAAAAGUUUGGAGGAGGAACUACUAUGAGAGAUCUGAUUAUGUCGGCAGCCAAAUCAACAUAUUUUAAAGGAUGGGAAGAACAAAUGGAAGAGAUGAAAAGGUUAGAUAUCAAAGCAUGGGAAUGGUUGAUGAAUGUCCCAACAAAAUUAUGGUGUAUUCUGUCACUUCCAAGAAUCCUGAGCUUGUCUCGAAGAAGGAUAAAGUGUUGCCGGGGAAGUGGUUUGGUGAGGGCGUCAGCUAUCUGAGCAGAAGAUGGGAUAUGAUGCACUCCAAGAAGGCCACGUUGAACCCGCUGCCGAACAAAAUGAAAAUCAAUAGCUACAUGUUUCAUGCGGGAGUGGAAGAUAAGGUUGACUGAAGAUGUAGUAGCACCUUUGUUGUCACACAGGAGGAGUGGAGGAGAAAGAAGCGGGUGCCGCAACUCUUGUAACAGAGAUUCGAUCCAAAUAAUUUCAGAGGCAACGGUGGAAAGAGCUCGAUAUUCUGCUUCCGUGGAGGACUUAGCAAUAGUGCGCUACUUCACUGAUCUCCAAGAUAUAAGAGACUCUCCGAGAAAGAUGGCAUAGGCACUGGUAGAUGAACGGUCAUCAGGAUUCCCUGCCCAAUCAGCAUCAGCAAAGGCACGAAGAAUAGGGGAGGUGCUGCGACAAAGAUAGAAGCCAUGAGAGGCAGUGCCUUGCAAAUAGCGCAAAAGACGUUUGAGAAGUUGCCAGUGAUUAACCAUAGGUUUAUGCAUAAAUUGAGCUAAUUUGUUAAUAGCAAAGGCAGCAUCUGGGCGAGUGAGAUUCAAAUAUUGAAGAGACUUGAGGACUUGUCGAUAGAGAGUGGCAUCACAGGAGCCUGAACUGUCAAACAGAGUUAAGGAGGCUUAAGAAGCUAACGGUGUGGCCACAAGAUUAGCCUCAUCCAUUUUUAAAAUUUUUAAUAAGUCCAUAAUGUAUUUAUGUUGAUCAAGAAAGAGUCCACCCUGUGUAGGAGUAACCUGCAUGCCCAAGAAGUAGUGUAAGGCUUUUAAAUCCGCAUGUCCUUUUCAAUGUUCUAAGGUAACUCGCAUGUCCCCCACAAGCUGAGUCAUGAAAUUCUUUCAAAACAUGAGUAAUUCUUGCAGAAUUUCUUGGUAACAUGAGAGGUGAGUAGAGAGGGAGAGCGAUCAAGCAUCAUCAUGUCUGGCGUGCCAUACGCAUAUUAUGAGUGCGCGGUAGAAUUGGAGACAGAUGUAGUGGACGAUCCUCGAUCUAUAGUCAGGAUUUGUGUGGCCGGGGAUUCUUGCUAUGUUAAGACAUGGUGGUGCCCUGUCAAAGGCGGCCACGAAGAACUUCUUGCUAUGUACAGGAUCGAGGAAUACACUGACAUGAGGGAUGCAAGUGUGGCGAAUAUUGGCUUGGAGAAGAUGCUUGGCGGAGGAUCAGAAGAAGAACUCGCCGCUUUAAUCACUGAUAAAGUUCUGUCUCCGGUCCUAGAGCCAGCCGUGUGCCGAGAUCAACUCAAAUCCCUCGUAGUGUAUACCAUCAUUCCUCGUGCUCGUAAAUUGCUCAGUGGUGAACUGCUUCUCAUCAACCACACUAAUAAAUGCUCAAGGUUAUUCUUGAUUUCCAUAUCCGUGGCUGUAAACUUGCACACAAUUGUAUUUGGAAGCAAUAUGAUCAAGAUAUUGAAACAAGCCGAGCAGCUGCAGGAUAAAUACAAUCCGUUUUCUCAAAUGCCUCUGCCCAUUACAGUGCCCCAUGGCCAUAUAAGUACCUAGCUUAUGGCGAAGAAGGAGAUGCAGACAGAUGCUCAAUUUGUUUGGAGCAAUUCGAGGUGCCCUCCAAGUUGUUGUUGAUUCGCCUCCAAUGCCUGGACGAGCUUUACAACCCGGAGCAUUACCAGGAGAGGCCAGGGGCUGCAUUGCUGUUGCCAUGUUUCGCAUCCCUCCCUUCACUCUCAUGCUUUCUCUUCUGCACAUGUUUCCUCUUAAAGUGGCUCCAGGUAUGGAGAUGGAGUUGGAUGUUGAUUAGGGGCAACUUCAUGUAUUCAUGGAUAAUACAACGUUCGCAAUUGCGCAAUGCAAUUGCGCCUUGAGGCGCGCAUCUGCUAUUUCCCAGUCUGAGGCGUAAUAUUGCAUUGCAUAUUGCGAUGCCAUCUAUAGGGUACGUUAUUAAGCCUAAGGCGUACGCAAUUUAACUUGCACCAUGAGGCGUAUAUAAGGCGUAGGAUAGUUGUUUAGUGGGUCAAUGUUAAGUUUGGUCCGCUGGGCCCACUUAUUACUUAUAUACGGCCUUAGCAAGUUGGCAGUUCCAUUGUAUACGCCGUUUCUUCCCAUUCGGAAUGCUACGCAAUUAGCAGUUCCUUCCACAGCCAUCAACAGUUCGGCGCAAAUUGCAGAGCCUUCUUCCAGUUUGGUCGCAAUCAGCAGAGCCUUCUUCCAGUUUGGUCGCAAUCAGCAGAGUUUGGUAGCAAUCUGCGAUAUGGCAAUCCCACCAAUGUGCAAUUCCUUCCUUGCUUGUCAAUACACCAGUAUACAUCCGGCAGUACAUGGCAUCAGGAUCCAGAGUGGUGGUGGGGUUUAUAAGCUGCGAGACAUCUUUGGAAAGGAUUAUACUUUACGCUAUAGCCUUAGUAGCUGAUGAUCAGGAAAGUGUGGAGGGUUAUAAAGUUAUCAAGACCAGGGAUAGGAUAGAUCGUUUAGCUCUUUAUCACUCUUCAGUGGGCAGGUUCUCCAAUGCACCUGGUGCUAUGAUUUAUCCAAUAUAUGGCCAAGGGGAACUUUCACAAUCCUUUUGCCGGCGUGCUGCUGUGAAAGGGUGUCUAAAUGGAAGUGGAAAUUACAAAGGUGUCAAAUUGGCUUCUGGUCAAGAACUAUCAAGUCAUAAUUUGAUAUUGGCUUCACCAUUUGUAAUUCCCUUUGAUACUGUCGAGUCUCGUAAUCAAUCUCAGCAAGAUGAUUCUCUUGGCCUCGAUAAAAAAGAUGUAGUGAAAGAGAAGCUGGUUAAGGGAAUAUGCAUUGCAAAGUCCUCACUGAAACCAGAUGUGGCAAACUGCUUAAUAUUCUUUGCUCCUCGAUCUUUGAUCCCUGAACAGGUGUCAUCAAUUCAUGUCUUCGAGUUAAGCAGCAAUGUAGCGGUUUGCCCAAGUGGAAUGUUUGUGACUUACCUUUCAGUUAUAUGUGAAGAUGCUGUGCAAGGGAAGAAACUGCUUGACGCAGCCAUUAAUGCAUUGUUCUAUGUUCCUGUUUCUGGCACUUCUCAAAAUGAUCAUACAGACCAUCCAAAUUCAAAUGCCAAACCGGCAAUACUUUGAAGCACCUUGUAUGUACAGGAGCUGACAAAGGAGGAUUCAUUUGAUUCUGUCGCUUCAGUCUCAAUGCCGGACGGGAAUCUGCAUUACAAUGAGGUUUUGGCUGCCUCUGUUAAGAUAUUUGAGAAAAUGUACCCUGGUGAAGAUUUCGUCCCAAGAGGAGGAGCAGGUGUGAAUGACUACUGCACCACAUAUGAUUGAGGGAUGUUUGAGGGAUGCAGUUGUAAUAUGAUUGAGGAGUUUUUUAGAGUUCUUUACUAUCAUGCCAGGUGAAAGUGAAGAUUUCUCCCAAAUAUGUUUAUACUUGGACUCGUCAUGCUGCCUGUUGUAAACAUAUUAUUACUUUCUCCCAGAGAAUAGGGCAGUUUAAUUUCAUCUGGAAUACGAAUUGAUAAUUACACCAUUUAAUUUGACAUAAAUUAAGUUAUAUGAGCCGGAGCAUAGAUUAUCUCAUUUCUACCUACAUAGCAAAUGACAUUACGAGAGCAAGUUAAUAAAGUUGGC